Lingula anatina is the source of this 2843-nucleotide messenger RNA. Its product is annotated as scavenger receptor cysteine-rich domain-containing protein DMBT1. Gene Ontology annotation, cellular component: membrane; extracellular region. NCBI's taxonomy places the organism in Eukaryota, Metazoa, Brachiopoda, Lingulata, Lingulida, Lingulidae. Gene Ontology annotation, molecular function: chitin binding. The record is from RefSeq and is a predicted model, not a curated record.
CGUGAAGGUCGCGUAGAGAUCUAUUAUCUGGGACAAUGGGGCACAGUUUGUGACAGUGACUGGAACAUCAGGGACGGUCAGGUUACCUGUAGAAUGCUGGGAUACAGUGACGCAGUAGCGGUGUACCCCAGCGCUAGGUUUGGCCAAGGAAACGGGACAUUGAUGCUGUCCCACAUAAACUGUACAGGAACGGAGUCUUCUUUAGAAGAAUGUGACAAACCCCUCUGGGUCACAACCUGUAGCUAUUACCAGGACGCGUCUGUCCGGUGCAAGGAUCCAGGACUGGCGUCCGUAGAAUGCACGUUUGAGGCGGAUUUCUGUGGUUACAAUCAGAGCUACUCCAAUAAUCUGAACUGGGUCCGAAGUCAGGGAUACACAUAUUAUUCUAACGCUCCCGGCAGUGAUCACACUCUUGACUCCUCAUAUGGAUACUAUAUCUACAUGUCGGGCAGCAAUGGGAGACCAAAUGAAACCGCGCGGAUAACGUCCCCUGUGAUCAAAGUGAACACCAGCACGGUCUACAACAUAUCGUUUUGGUUCUACAUGAGGGGUAGAGAGCUCGGUUAUAUCAGGGUGUUGGUGAAACGUUCUGAAACGAUGGAACAAGAACUCUGGAACUUUACAGCAGUUACAGGAAGUUAUUCUUGGCUAGGUCACUUUCUUCACAUCUCGACCAGUAGUGAUUUUCAGGUCAUCUUUGAGGGCGUGAGAGGAGGAGAUUCAAGAUCGACCAUAGCCUUGGAUGAUAUAUUUAUCUGUCCAGUGAAAGGGAACACUACACUAGUACCAGUUACCGUUGAUGUGCGUCUGGCCGGUGGUUAUUAUCCCUGGGACGGCAGAGUGGAAAUCUACCACGCAGGGGUGUGGGGCGACAUCUGUGGCUCUGGAUGGGACAUUUAUGACGCGCAAGUCGUCUGUAGGAUGCUAGGCUAUCGUGGGGCUGACGCUGCUUACACCGGCAGUAGCAUGUGGCUUUACAGCUCUGUCUCCAGGACCUGGCUCAGCGAUGUCGACUGUGUGGGGUUCGAAUACUCCCUGGAAUACUGUACUCACUCCAGAUGGGGCUUCACCGACUGUUUUGGCAGCGCUAAGGCCGGUGUUAGGUGCACUUCCCCUGAAAAUACUAAUACCACAAUUCAGUCAAAUGUGACUUGUUCCUUCGAAUCAGGGUCAUGUGCUUUUGAAAAUUUGUCCACGUCUUACAAUUGGUCAGUUAUAACAGGCAGCACUCCAUCUAGCGGGACAGGACCUUACACUGACCACACCUUGGGCACUUUAUCUGGGCAUUACAUCUAUGCGGAGGCAAGCUCUGUGUCCAGUGGUGCCAACACAAUCUUGAUAUCGCCUCCACUGGAGCCCCGUGGAAGAAAAUCGUAUAACGUAUCAUUCUGGUAUCAUAUGCAUGGUGAUGAGAUGGGGGCACUUAAUAUUGGUGGCAGGUCGCUCAGCUCAUCGCAAGUAGAAAUAAUGUGGACGACGAAUGGUGAUCAAGGAAAUACUUGGAGAAGAGGUGAAGUGUUGGUAGUGACAAAUUCGUCAUUUCAGAUUAUAUUUGAAGCUAUCUGCGGUUCUGGUUUCCGCUCCGAUGUUGCACUAGACGAUAUCAGCAUUGUUCCUAUCACACUACCUCCUACCCAUCAAGCAACGUGCAAUUUUGAAAAUGGAACCUGUGGAUUUCUACAGGAUAUGACAGCCCCUGUAGGCUGGCUUAUCAGCAAUGACUCUACAAUGGUAUCAGCAGAUCAUACACUACAAUCCCGUUCAGGCCACUAUUUGUACGCCAGGAAUACCUAUGGCACAGGCGCCCGGUAUAUCUCGCCGCCCCUGGCUAGUAAUACAAGGUAUAUCGUGUCCUUCUGGUACUUGUUCCCUAGUUUCUACAGAGCAGCUCUGUUUGUCCUGGUCCAUGGGACAGAGAGAGACGUUCGGUGGUCAAUCAGCGGCUACGGCGACAUCAGUUGGCGCUAUGGGUACUUCAUCCUGACUAUGAGCCGCGAUUUCCAGAUUGUGUUUGAGGCAUCUCUGCCAAACAGCUCUUCCGGUUGCAUCGCCGUAGACGAUAUUAAUAUUGCCCGAUACACUGGGCCGAUGACAACGCUAAUGCCAACGCCAUCAGUGAAUAGCAGCAAUGUGCGUCUGGUUGGCGGCGUGUAUGCACGUGAAGGACGAGUUGAGGUCUUUUACCAAGGACUGUGGGGGACUGUUUGCGACGACGGUUGGGAUUUAAGAGAUGCACUUGUGGUGUGCAGGUGGCUAGGAUACUCUGACGCGGAUGCUGCAUACGACAAUGCUCGCUUUGGAGCUGGUUCUGGCCCAAUCUGGUUGGACGAAGUUUCUUGCACCGGGGAAGAAAACUCCCUGUGGGAAUGUCGCCAUCCUUCUGCUGGUAAUCACGACUGCAGCCACAGCGAGGACGCCGGAGUCCGCUGUUCAGGUCAAACGACCACUGUAAGGCCAACCGUGGCUAUUGGCACCAUCCCAAGCGUGGUCUGUGCCAACACGACCAUGAACCAACCUCUGGCCAGAACCUGUGCCCAGUUUGUGGUCUGUGGAGGGUUGCCAUACCUUGCCAGCUGUGACAGCGGCUUUUGGUUCUCAAAGAAAACCAGGACUUGUGUUGCGUCUUCAACACUGAGCAAUGAGUGUUACCCAAGUGGAAGCAGGAAACCAGGCAUCGCAACCAACUGUUCUGUUGGUUGGCAGACAAAUGAAGGCCACUGUUAUAAAUACAUAAAUACUAGCAUGACGUACAUGGACGCUAAUAGAUAUUGCCAUUCCAUGGACUCAGACUUGGUUAGCAUCCAUUCUGCCAGAGAACAGUCCUUUGUCAGUUCCUUGUUGAG